AGCUUUACAGAGCAGAGACACUUUGGGACUGGACACUAGAGAGGGAUCAGAUACUCGUUCACAGAAUUUGGCAUUGAGAGGCGAAAAGAGAGAGAGAAAGAGGAAGACAUAAAGAACGAAGAGAAGACAAUAAAGGACAGAGAACAGGAAUGGGAUUGCUACGUGUGGCAGAUUUGGUGACAAGGCAGAGCAGUGAGGAGAAAGAGGCGGGACAUGUAUGUGUGGGGGUUGGCGAGUAUGAGUCUGCUGUCACCCGUGAGAAACAGGAUGGGAUACACACAUUCACUCUCCUGUGCGAUGACACACAGGACACAGAACAACACGACCUCAAACUCAAUGUUGACAUAUCGGGGCAUCUAAAGUUAGAGACAGUUGAUGAUCUGUAUAACAUCCUGCAGCUCAGACAGAGAAGAAAAGAGAGGAAGAGACAAAUACAUCAGAAAGAACCUGAACCUGAGAUCCUGCCUGAAACGGUGGACGAGUCAAUGUUCCUCACAGCUGCAGCAGAAAAUAAAUUGGCUGUAGUGGAGAAGUUUCUCUCUGAUGGUGGAGACCCAAACACUUCUGAUCAUUUUAUGCGCUCUGCUCUGCAUAAGGCAUGUUAUGGAGGUCACAUCAACGUCAUGAAGAAACUCCUGGAGGCCGGAGCGUCUAUAGAGAACACGGACAAGUUGGAUGCGACAGCAGUGCACUGGGCGUGUAGAGGAGGCAGUCUUCCUGCACUGGAGCUGCUGCUUAACGAAGGAGGAAAACUUGACAGCAGAGACAAGUUACUCAGCACUCCCCUUCACGUGGCCGUUCGGACCGGUCACUACGAGUGUGCAGAGCAUUUGAUCCACUGCGGAGCCGACAUCAAUGCUAGAGACAGAGAGGGAGACACUCCGCUGCAUGACGCAGUGAGGAUCAACAGGUUCAAGAUGAUCAAACUGCUGCUGAUGUACGGCGCUAACAACAAGAGCAAGAACACAGAUGGAAAGACACCGAUGGAGAGUCUGCUUCAGUGGCAAAGUGGAGCGAAAAACAUCCUGAGUGACUUUAAAGAUGAGACGCAAAUUAUAACCGAGUGAAGAGAAAGAGAAUGUUAUCCUUAACGUUAAACCAAUGUUGAGAGGGGAAAUAACUCCAGGUUUCAUUACACGUGAUUCACUUUAACUCAGAUGCACAGGGAUGAUAAUUGCUGGCAAUUUCAUUUAUUUUAUUUCUGUGAAAGUUUCUGUGAAAGAAUGUGUUUUAAUGGUCUGUGAUGGAGAAACAGGAAGCUGAUGGAUGGAAAAUGUGCUUUCUGUAUGUUUCUUGACUUGAUGAUGAGGUUCAUCUGCACAAUUUUGUUUCCGCUGGUCGUGUCACAACUACAGCACUAAGAUUUUUAUACAAAUAUGUUAGAUUUGUGAAUGAAUGAUUGUCUGAAUGAAUUUUAAUUCUCCUGAAUUUCUUUACUUUAUUUUAAUUGGUGUGUGUGUGUGUGGUGUUAGUGUUUAUCAUGCACCUUGUCACUGGCAGUAUGAUGUUGAUAAUGAGGAAGUUGAUGAUUAUGAUCAUGAAGAAAGUAAUGGUAAUGAUGGUGAUGAUGAUGGUAAAGAUGAUUAUGAAUAGAAAGUGAUGAAAGGUCUGUUGGUUGACUUAAGAGCAGAUUUGAGACUUUCUAAAGGACUGGCUGUGUUCUAAUAUCUUUCUUUAAUUUGUGUUCUUACUUUUUCUUGCAAUGUAAUUAUUCCAACUAGCUCAAUUCCAUUUUGAUUAAGUUCUUUUGUUUGAUUUAUUUAUUAUAUUUAAAUAAAAAUUGGAGCAUG
Clarias gariepinus (North African catfish) is the source of this 1790-nucleotide messenger RNA. RefSeq names its product ankyrin repeat domain 1a (cardiac muscle) (gene ankrd1a). Gene Ontology annotation, cellular component: nucleus. Gene Ontology annotation, molecular function: RNA polymerase II-specific DNA-binding transcription factor binding. Lineage: Eukaryota; Metazoa; Chordata; Actinopteri; Siluriformes; Clariidae. The record is from RefSeq and is a predicted model, not a curated record. Gene Ontology annotation, biological process: regulation of transcription by RNA polymerase II. The transcript has 9 exons. The coding region runs from base 150 to 1067 and encodes 305 amino acids.